UUUUACGACUUUUAUAUGGCUUUUUACCAUCCGUCAAAUGUCGGAGAUUUUCCCUUUCCAUCAUAAAAAGAUUUCCAAACCGCCCUUUUCUUUUACCUAAUUAACAGAAAGAAGAGAGAUUUGAGAAACCUGCCAAGGAGGAGGAAAAAAGAAAAGCAAAAAACAGAAGCAGAGCGACCCAGAUCCUGCGCUCUCUCUCUCUGUCUCUCUCUCUUUCCAAUUAACAAACUAGAUUUCGUUUCGAAAAGUGCAAGCUUUUGCCCUUCAGCAUUCAAGUGGUGCGAUUGGGUCCCACGUUCUCGAUGAUGAGGUGAACCUUAAGGAGUAAAGGAUCCACAUAUUUCAAAGAAUCAACGGCUACCCUACGUUUCUCUUCCACCUUCCUAGCCUCUCUUUUUCUUUUUCCUCUGCCUCCUCUCUCUCUCUCCCUCGCCCUUUAAUAAAGUUUUGCUCUCUUUGCUCCUAUUAAUUGCACACCUGCUCUUUUUCUCAUCUAGGUACCUUGAAUUCUCCAUUUCUUUUGCAGUCUGUUUUUUUUUUUUUUUUUCCCUUUAUUGUAGUACCCAUCAUCCUUCUCCUCUUGUUCUUCAUCUGGUACCUCAGAUUUUGUUUUUUCUUAUUCUUUCGUUACCGGGUUUUGCUUCUUUUUUAGAUUUAAUUUUAUUUUGCCGCCUGGUAUUUAAAAAUUUAAUCUCUUACUCCUAGAAAGCCUUUUUGAUUGUGAAAGUUGUGUUCUUUGGGAUCUGUACUACUAUAUAGUCGGUGGGAUUUGUUGGCUUGGUCAAUGGGUGCCUUGGAUGAGGGGCAUUUCAAUUUGGAACUUGAGAAUGGAGUGAAACUUGACUGCCUUGAGCUGGGAUUUCAAGAGCAAACUGAGACUUUAGCUAUUGAGAAUGCUGUGAGUGUUCUACUGCAAGGUCUUGGCGAGGAUAUCAACAGGGAAGGUCUCAAAAAGACUCCACUUCGUGUUGCCAAGGCCCUUCUUUAUGGAAACAGAGGUUAUAAACAGAAUGCAAAUGACAUUGUUCACAGUGCAUUAUUCCCUGAAUCUGGUUUGGAUAAUGCAGUAGGUCAUGCAGGAGGAGCUGGAGGGCUCGUGAUUGUGCGAGAUCUUGACCUUUUCUCUUACUGCGAAUCCUGCUUGCUUCCAUUUCAGGUUAAGUGUCACAUAGGUUAUGUCCCAUCUGGUCAGAGGGUUGUAGGACUAAGCAAGCUCUCUAGAGUUGCUGAUGUCUUUGCAAAACGACUGCAAGACCCACAGCGUCUAGCAAAUGAGAUCUGUUCAGCUCUGCACCAUGGGAUCAAACCAGCAGGUGUUGCUGUUAUUCUCCAAUGUUUACACAUUCAUUUUCCAAGUUUUGGAUCAUUGUUACUCGACUCCAACCAUCAGGGGUUUGUGAAAGCACUAGUCCAUUCCGGGUCUGGUGUUUUUGAAACUGAAACUGCUGAUACAUGGUGUGACUUUUUGAGCCUUCUUAAGUUCAGAGGUAUAAAUGUGGAUAAAGAUCAUUUGAAAGGCUCUAUGGAGCAGUGUUGGUGUCCAUCCCAAUCUUCUUCGAGUUCUAAAAUUUUAACAAAGAUUGGACUGCCAAACCCAGAAAUGGUCUCCGCAGUGACGUCAAUUCUCACAUCUAUUGGGGAAGACCCUCUAAGGAAAGAGCUUGUUGGAACUCCCAGUCGAUUUGUGAAGUGGCUGAUGAACUUCCAUAAUACAAAUCUGGAAAUGAAGUUGAAUGGCUUUGGCUGUAGUAGGAUGGAUCCUCUUAAAGCCAAUGGCGGUGUCAGCCAUAACAAAGAACAGCUGCAAUCUGAGCUCAACCUGUCAUUCUGGUCUCAGUGUGAGCAUCAUUUGCUGCCCUUUUAUGGAGUUGUGCAUAUUGGUUAUUUCCAAGCUGAGGGAUUCAAUCCCAUUGGAAAAUCUCUUCUACAGUCCAUUGUACAUUUCUAUGGUUUCAAGCUCCAAGUGCAGGAAAGACUUACCAGGCAGAUUGCAGAGACUGCUUCAUCGAUUUUGGGUGGAAAUGUGAUGGUGGUUGUGGAGGCUAACCAUACUUGUAUGAUUUCUAGAGGUAUUGAAAAGUUUGGAAGUAAUACAGCUACGAUUGCUGUACUUGGUCGAUUUUCAACAGAUCCUUCUUCAAGGGCCAUGUUUUUGCAGAGCAUUCCAAAUUCUGCUGCUUGUGGAGGAUUAUGACCGUGAAAAUUAGUUUUUGGAGAUAGUUCCAGUCAUUUUUUCACAUUUUCUUGGUUGUUUAUUUGUUUUCCUCUGGCGCUGGUAUGACAGAGAAUGGUUGUGACAGAUUGUUCCGUGGAUGCCCGGGACAUGUUUUGGUUUGUCCACACAAGGUUCUUAUGCUGACGAGCAGGAGCUGUGACAAUAAAAAAAGAAAAGAAAGGUAUAAUGAUCAAGUAUCCAGAAAAUCUAUAACCCUUAAGAGCGAAAUUCCAAGGGUCACCAUUUUAGCGUUAUUACUUUCUCAGUGCAAGAAAUUUUUCCCUAUACCUGACUAAAUCUUCUAAAGUAUGUAUACCAGUUUAUAUACCAGUUUAUCACAUGAAAAAUAAAAGACGCAAUCUCUCUUUUCUCAUUUA
Ricinus communis (castor bean) is the source of this 2592-nucleotide messenger RNA. RefSeq names its product GTP cyclohydrolase 1. Bases 785 to 2194 code for a protein of 469 amino acids. The transcript has 2 exons. Gene Ontology annotation, molecular function: GTP binding; zinc ion binding; GTP cyclohydrolase I activity. Gene Ontology annotation, cellular component: cytoplasm. The record is from RefSeq and is a predicted model, not a curated record. NCBI's taxonomy places the organism in Eukaryota, Viridiplantae, Streptophyta, Magnoliopsida, Malpighiales, Euphorbiaceae. Gene Ontology annotation, biological process: tetrahydrobiopterin biosynthetic process; tetrahydrofolate biosynthetic process.